GGCGUCUCCAGAUGAAUUCUGUGGAGGAAUAUUUGGAAGUUUAUAUAUAAUUCUGGAGAAUGAAGCGAGCCCCUCUCCUUGAUACUUGCGGAGGAGCGCUCUAUCCCUGGAAUGUUUACACUCAACUGAAGACUUCAGGGCAAACUUCUAGGACUGUGAACAAUGUGACCUUGGAGGCUUCUGGAGACCUUUUCUCAUUGCCUGUGUGGUGUCACAUUCAGGUUUUUUUCGACAUAAAAAUAGGUGAGCGAGAUAUUGGUCGCAUUGUCAUUGGUUUAUUCGGGAAGGUGGUUCCAAAGACAGUGAAAAACUUUGUCACAUUAGCAUCAGGAGAAAAAGGUUACGGCUAUAAAGGCACCAAGUUCCACAGAGUUAUCAAAGACUUUAUGAUCCAGGGCGGAGAUUUCACAACUGGAGACGGAACCGGAGGAAGAAGCAUCUACGGAGCAGACUUUCCUGAUGAAAAUUUCAAGCUGAAGCAUUAUGGUAUUGGUUGGGUGAGCAUGGCAAAUGCUGGGCCAGAUACAAAUGGGUCACAGUUCUUCAUAUCCACGACUCGACCUUUGUGGCUGGAUGGAAAGCAUGUUGUCUUUGGAAAAGUUCUAACUGGCAUGGCUUUGGUUCAUGCCAUAGAGCUCCAGCAGACUGAUAACAAAGAUCGCCCUUUACAAGACUGCGUCAUAGUGAACAGUGGACAAAUCACAGUAAAGGAACCAUUUGUGGUUGAAGUGGAUGACUGGAAAGAUUAGGAACAUAGAAAAAAAUACCAAACUUUUCAUACACUAUUUUUUGUAAAAGAUGUCUAAUAAAUGUAAAUAUAUGUCAGAUUGUGUACUUCUGUAUAAAUAGACCACAACCAGAGCUGCUGGACAAAUCUACACUGGCUACUGAAAACAUAAGACCACUGUGUUAUUUAAAGAGUAUCUGUCAUCAAAUAAAACUUUUGAUACAUUGUUCUUCAUGUAGAUUAAUUACUCUUUGUAAUUUAUUCUCUGUAAAAAAAAAAAAAAUCCCUCUUUCUAUUUCUUUUAGCAUUGAAAUUUAGACCACUAGGGCUCUGUUAUCUCUCACUCUCCGCAGUGUGUGCAUAGGCUUUGGACAGAACAUCAGCACAGAUCUCGCUCCCUGCCUGUUAAUCAGCACUGUGCACAGUCUAAAGA
Messenger RNA from Hyla sarda, 1160 nucleotides. RefSeq names its product peptidylprolyl isomerase C (gene PPIC). Gene Ontology annotation, biological process: protein peptidyl-prolyl isomerization; protein folding. Gene Ontology annotation, cellular component: intracellular membrane-bounded organelle. The record is from RefSeq and is a predicted model, not a curated record. NCBI's taxonomy places the organism in Eukaryota, Metazoa, Chordata, Amphibia, Anura, Hylidae. Gene Ontology annotation, molecular function: peptidyl-prolyl cis-trans isomerase activity. The transcript is spliced from 5 exons. The coding region runs from base 60 to 749 and encodes 229 amino acids.